Myxozyma melibiosi is the source of this 1984-nucleotide messenger RNA. RefSeq lists its product as uncharacterized. Gene Ontology annotation, molecular function: zinc ion binding; ubiquitin protein ligase activity. The coding region runs from base 199 to 1905 and encodes 568 amino acids. Lineage: Eukaryota; Fungi; Ascomycota; Lipomycetes; Lipomycetales; Lipomycetaceae. Gene Ontology annotation, cellular component: cytoplasm. The transcript is spliced from 4 exons. The record is from RefSeq and is a predicted model, not a curated record.
UUAGAUUACAGCGCGUCCUGACGCGUACGUGUCAUCGCAGAGUUUUUGGGGUGACACAAAGGGGACACACCCUCCAGCCGCGUCUCGAUCACGCGUCCUGCUCACACAACGCGCGCGCGGCACUCCACGGAUCAGAAACACUACUUCUUUAUUGUCAGACUUCCGCAUUUCGUCUUGUCUGUUUACUAUCAGUCAGCCAUGUCCUCUUCGGCGUCUGUAGGCAGCCCGGAAUCAAUCACUGCCGUGGACUUUAUUGAGUCGCAACAAAAACUUGAAGAUGAUGCUCGCGAGGUUCUACCAUAUGAUCCGACUCACUGCACAUUCUUCGACGGACCGCUGCGUCAACCGGUGUACGCAUGCCUGACGUGUAUCGCGAAGAGCAAGGGGGUGGAUGCCAGUGGCGUCUGCUACAGCUGCAGCAUCCAGUGCCAUUCUGACCAUGACCUCAUCGAGUUGUUCAAUAAACGGAAUUUCACUUGUGAUUGCGGAACUACACGGAUGAGCGCGUUUGGCGGGUGCAACUUGCGCAAGAAUUUCGAUGGGCUUGAUAUACCGUCCAGCAGCAAUCGAUAUGAUCAUAACUUCAAAGGCAGAUUCUGCUCUUGUGAUUCGGCAUAUGAUCCUGAAACCGAGCGAGGGACGAUGUAUCAGUGUUUGUUAGGCGACGUCUGCAACGAAGACUGGUACCACGAGGAGUGCAUUAUGGGUCUCCCUUUCCCGCCUGCUCAUAAAACACAACCGGGUCUCACUGAAGAUCAAAAACCGGUGAUGCCUCCGUCUCCCAAGGGACACCCAACCAAGGUCGUCAUAGAAGCUCCAAACGAGGAAGAGGAUGAGACCGACUCUCCAACAAAGCCUCCUGCUGCUUCCGCAGCACCCGAGGCAACAACCGACACCGCCACUCCUGCCAAAAAGAAGGAGCCAGCGCCACCAAAGGGUCAUCCGACGGGCGUCAAUCUGUUGCCAGAGCUUGUGGGCGAUCUGAGUGGUUCGGCGGCCGAUUUACAAGGCGCAGCCGAUAGCGAUGAGGAAGAAGACGAGCAUGUGGCGCCGCCUGGGUUUCCGGACGAUGAUGACUUUGAGGCGUUUAUUUGCUGGAAAUGCGUUUCGAAACACAGGGCAUUCUUGGGAAGAUGGGCGGGUAUGAAGGGUGUUGCGCUUGAAGCUGUGGUUCGGAAACAGCCGGAGGAGAUGAGUUCAGUGAUACACAGCCGAGAUGUUUUGAAAGCAGCUGCUUCUGAGUUGAAGAGGCACUUGGAGGAUUCAGAGGCAAUCGUGCCGUCCGCCAAACGGCCAUCGGUCGAGAAAGAGAAAGAUGAGCUCGCAAAGUCAACUUCGUCAGUGUCUUCUUCAUCGACGUCGUCGUCAGUGUCUCAGGGUGCUAACUCAUCCAUGACCUCAAGAGUUUCCGUGUCUUUGAAUUCCAUAGAUGAGGACCACGAGACCGGUGCGUGCAAGCUACCCACCGAGGUUCCGCAGGACAAGGAGUUUUCUUUGUUUCUGUGCCCAGAUUGGAGGGAGAAGAUCUGCAGAUGCGAGGAGUGCUUGAAGUUUCUGGACCGGUUCCCGAUGCUGAAGGAUGAGGAGGUAACUUAUGAGCCGCCACAGGAUGAAGACGAGACUUCAUCACUUUUAGAUGCUGGGGCGCGAGCAUUGAACUCGAUGCCGCGCGUCAACGCUAUGGAGGGAAUCUACGCAUACGAAAAAGUCAAGAGCAAGCUCUCGAGCUUUUUGAAGCCGUUCGCAGAGGACGGACGGAUUGUUUCAGAGGAGGACGUGAAGGCUUUUUUGAGAAGAUCAAGAAUACCUAGAGCGGGCGUUCUUGCAGUGAUGUUGUGCUUAUUUUCUACUUUCCUGCUGCUUGUCUUUCUAUUUUGUUUUUGUUUGUGUGCUUUGCUGGAAUAAGGAGUUCCGAGGUUCUUAUUUUUUCUACGCGUAAAUCAGCAUUAAAUGACAUGUUUUUGAAAUCAUCAGAUGAGCACGG